GGGCUGCUCCUGAAAGAGCGGGGAGGCGGGCCGGCGCGCGCGCGCCUGGAGCCUGCCGGAGCGGGACGCGGGGCGCCGCGCGCCCGCCGGCCCGCCGGCCCGCCCUCGGCCCUCGGCGGCACGCUCCGCCCGGCGCCGGGAGGCGCAGGGGCGCACCAUGCCUGCAGACACCCCGGGGAAGCCGAGAGCCUCGCCGCUGGCGGGAGCGCCAGCCAGCGCCAGCCGAACCCCAAACAAGCCCCGGAGCGCGGCCGAGCACCGCAAGGUGGGACCUGGUCGGGUCGGGGUUAAGGGGUGCGGGCUGGGGAUGGAAGGACGCGGGACUCAGCCGCUGCCCGACCCGCAGUCCUCCAAGCCGGUCAUGGAGAAGCGGCGCCGAGCGCGCAUCAACGAAAGCCUCGCGCAGCUCAAGACCCUCAUCCUGGACGCCCUGAGGAAAGAUAGCUCCCGCCACUCGAAGCUGGAGAAGGCGGACAUCCUGGAGAUGACCGUGAGGCACCUGCAGAGCCUGCGGCGCGUGCAAAUGACAGCCGCGCUCAGCGCAGACCCCGCCGUCCUGGGCAAGUACCGCGCCGGCUUCAACGAGUGUCUGGCCGAGGUGAAUCGCUUCUUGGCCGGCUGCGAGGACGUCCCGGCUGACGUGCGUUCUCGCCUGCUCGGCCACCUGGCGGCCUGCCUGGGCCGGCUGGGGCCCCCCGCCUCGGAGCCGCCCACGUCCGGUGUCUACUCCGGCAGGCAGCCCCGGCCGGCGUCUGACGGCCCCUUCCCGCUGCUUCGGCCCUGGGCAGCCCUCGCGCUGCCGCUGCUGCCGGGGCUGACCGCGGCAUCCCCCGCCGCCCCCUUGGCGGGGCCGCAGGGCCCCGGGGAGCCCUGGAGGCCGUGGCUGCGGUGAAGUCUCCCGUUCCAGGGCCGCGGCCGUCGCUGGGACUGUACCGGGGAAUAUUUAUUUCCAGAGACCGCGACGAGA
Messenger RNA from Phyllostomus hastatus (greater spear-nosed bat), 967 nucleotides. It is a transcript of the gene HES4, whose product is annotated as hes family bHLH transcription factor 4. Gene Ontology annotation, cellular component: nucleus. Gene Ontology annotation, molecular function: DNA-binding transcription factor activity, RNA polymerase II-specific; protein dimerization activity; RNA polymerase II cis-regulatory region sequence-specific DNA binding. Bases 158 to 892 code for a protein of 244 amino acids. The record is from RefSeq and is a predicted model, not a curated record. NCBI's taxonomy places the organism in Eukaryota, Metazoa, Chordata, Mammalia, Chiroptera, Phyllostomidae. The transcript has 3 exons. Gene Ontology annotation, biological process: anterior/posterior pattern specification; regulation of transcription by RNA polymerase II.